ACCAUCAACACAAAAACCUCCCUAAUUAAUAACAUGAUGCAACGGUCCACGCCUGGUGGCUCGUCAACCUAUACCAUCAGAACAGCCCAACAAGAACUAGUCCAGCAGAGUAAUGUUGAUGGAUCUACAAGAAUUGCCUUUGGGAAGCAUAAUGGCAAGACCUUUGAAGAGGUAGCAACUACCGACUCUGGAUAUUGUCAAUGGGUACUCAACCUAGGACAAUGCAAUGGUCAGUUGGCACUCUUUAAAGCCUUCCUACAAGGCACGGCUCCAACUACUGAUAGCAGUGAUGGGGGCAAUUGGCGGCGGCGAUUGUCAACUCAAUCAUCCUCGGAGCAACAGCCACUUGAUGGACGGUAUUCUGUUAGUGGUCAGCCACCUCAAUCAAGUAGUUGGAUUCGGCAUUCGCAGAAUACUAGAGGAGGCCACCACCAUCACCACCUUCCGACCUUCCAGGAGUAUGCAUUCUCGGCACCACCAGCUACACGUAGCUCCAUAGGGGGGGCUUCAAACGCUACUGUAUUGCCCACCUUUGAUCUCGGUCGAGGGAAUUCAGUCGGAUCACAGCAGACCACCUUUCCACCAUACCAGCAGACACCACAACGGACCUUACCAUGGGGGCCAUCAGGCAAUAACUCUAAUCAUCAACAGAUUGCUGGUUACCGUACCAAAUCGGCACCAGCGGCCGCUGUGAACCACUCGAAUGUAGCGUCAGAUGGCAAGACAUAUAACUUCCGUAUGGAGAUAGGUACCAAUGGUUGUUUGAAGUUAGUAAACAACUCAUGGCUUCCUAAUGACCUAUGGCGAGCUUUAAGCUUCGACACACCUAUGUUACAACGGAGCGAAGCCAGUCCUGCAGAAUUCAUAAUCAAUGAAGCAUUGAUGCCGAAUACUGAUAGGGCUAAGAUCAUUGAUAAAGUCAUUGCUGAUGUGAAGAAGGUCCCCGGAGUAGCUGUCGUCGAGGCGAUUCCUCAGUUUGUAUUAUCAGUUAUAUCAAGCAAUCCUGUUCCCACUGAGAUAGUACCAAUACCAGAAGCUAUCGAUGCGAUACGUCCACCGUUGAAGCCUUAUCAGAGGGCUGGGGUAGAGUUCGCCUUGCAAAGGAAGGGGCGAUGCCUACUUGGUGACGAGAUGGGUUUAGGGAAGACUUUGCAAGCAUUGGCUGUGGCUCUGGCUUAUCGGAGUGAAUGGCCAGUAUUGGUUAUAUGCCCGGCUAGUUUGAAGUUUGUAUGGAAGGAUCAAAUAAUGGAAUGGCUCGAGAAUCAUGUCCGAGGUGAUGAGGUUCAGGUCGUUAUGAAGGGUAAAGAUAAUAUCCUCAGCGACGCUAAAUUUGUUAUUAUUGGUUACCCUCUCAUAAAUAAUCCCAAGUUCCAGACGAGGCCUAACGGAUCUAAGUGA
This is a messenger RNA of Perkinsus marinus ATCC 50983, 1398 nucleotides long. RefSeq lists its product as hypothetical. The transcript is spliced from 10 exons. Gene Ontology annotation, biological process: replication fork processing; DNA repair. Gene Ontology annotation, molecular function: ATP-dependent chromatin remodeler activity; ATP binding. Bases 34 to 1398 code for a protein of 454 amino acids. The record is from RefSeq and is a predicted model, not a curated record. Lineage: Eukaryota; Perkinsozoa; Perkinsida; Perkinsidae.